This is a messenger RNA of Lolium rigidum, 2584 nucleotides long. Its product is annotated as O-fucosyltransferase 19-like. The record is from RefSeq and is a predicted model, not a curated record. The coding region runs from base 254 to 2047 and encodes 597 amino acids. Gene Ontology annotation, cellular component: cytoplasm. NCBI's taxonomy places the organism in Eukaryota, Viridiplantae, Streptophyta, Magnoliopsida, Poales, Poaceae. The transcript has 8 exons.
CAACGAAACCAUACUGAUCCGUCGAUCGAGUUGACGACGAUUCAUCACAAGCAGAGAGAGAAGAGAGUCGCGCGCGGCGGUUGCCACCAUACCAGAGCAGCGCGUUAGUUUCCCGGGCUUUUCUCCCCUUCACCCACCCCCUGAGACCCGGCCGGCCGCGCGCGGGGUCGACGAUCCUAUUCUUGGGCAACCCGGCGAUCGGCCGAACAAAACCCGCGCGCCCCACCGACGCCCCGGGUUUCCCUCCCAGGCUAUGGCCGCGGCCGCGACGACGUCCACCACACCCACCGCCACCGCCACCACCUGCUGCGCCUCCUCCUCCACGUCGUCGUCCUCCUCCUCCACCACCACCAGCCCCGGCCCGCACCGCCGGCGCCUCGUCGACCUCGAGCGAGCCGACGACUCCUCCUUCUGCUCCUGCUGCGGCGCCGACGCCUGCGACGACGCCGAGGGCCCUGCGCACGCCCCCUUGCUCACGCCCUGCGGCGCCGCCGGCAAGUCGUCGCCGCUGCUGGCGCGGAGGAAGCGCGCGGCCGGAGCGGGAGCGCACGCGUGGUGGAUGAGGGCCGUCGUGCUCUGCCUGCUCGGCCUCGUCGCGGUCGUCGGCUUCCUCGGCUCCUCCUCCCACGGCGGCCGACGGGGCGGCACCGACGGCGCCGGGUCCGGCGAGAAGCUCGUGCAGAAGGUGGAGGUGGCCGCCGACGCCGACGUCAUGGGGUGGACGGAGGAGAACCUCACGGCUCUCACCCGCCGCCCGCCAGACCCUCCGGUACCAGAGAUAUGGAUGAAACCAGACAGUGGGGGAUACAGCCAGUGCAUUGAACGCCCAAAGAACCAGCGCAGGACUAACGAUGCAACUGUUGGCUAUCUCAUUGUUGAUGCAAACGGUGGGCUCAACCAGAUGCGAAUGGGGAUAAGUGAUAUGGUUGCAGUGGCAAAGAUCAUGAACGCUACAUUAGUACUCCCCACUCUGGAUCAUCAGUCAUUCUGGACUGAUCCAAGUGACUUCAAAGAUAUAUUCGACGUCGAUCACUUCAAGGAGACAUUAAAGGAGGACAUCGUAGUUGUAGAUUCCCUACCACCAGCUUAUAGGAAGGUGAAGCCCUACGUGAGAGCACCGACCUCCUGGUCCAGGGCGUCCUUUUACAGAGAUUUCUCCAAGAUACUUAAGAAGUUCAAAGUAGUGAGGUUUACCCAUACGGAUUCACGGAUUGUCAACAACGGCCUUGCUCCUUCUCUCCAACGGCUUCGCUGCCGUGCAAACUACGAAGCGCUUCAGUACAGGAAAGAGAUACAGGAGCUCGGCACUACCCUAGUUGAGAGACUGAAAAAAGACUCGGAUCAUUACAUAGCACUCCACUUAAGAUACGAGAAGGACAUGCUGUCUUUCACCGGCUGCAACCACAACCUGACGGCUCACGAGGCAGAUGAGCUGACUGAUAUGCGCCUCAAGGUGAGGCACUGGAAGGAGAAGGAGAUCAACAGCGAGGAGAAGCGGCUCCAGGGCGGGUGUCCCAUGACGCCUCGUGAAGCUGCUGUGUUCCUCAAAGCCAUGGGAUACCCUUCCAGUACAAAGAUUUACAUCGUGGCAGGUGAAAUAUACGGAGCGCACAGCAUGGAUGCACUGAAAGCUGAAUACCCAAACAUUUACACACACUACAGUCUAGCUACGGUAGAUGAACUAGAGCCAUUCGAGUUGUACCAGAACAGGCUAGCUGCUGUGGAUUAUAUCGUGGCCCAGCAGAGUGAUGUCUUUGUGUAUACGUAUGACGGAAAUAUGGCCAGAGCAGUGCAGGGUCACCGAAGAUUCGAAGGUUUCAGGAAAACUAUAAAUCCCGACAGGCUAAAGUUUGUAGAGCUCAUUGAUAAGCUAGACGAGGGUGCUGUAGACUGGGAUGAAUUCCAGAGUGAAGUGAGGAAGAAUCACGAGAAUAGACUUGGAGGUCCAUAUGACAGAUUACCUGGUGAGAGUCCAAGGCAGGAGGAGUACUUUUACUCAAAUCCUAUCCCUGGAUGCCUGUGCAAAAAGGUGCAGACUGUAAAGUGAAACAGAUUUUUAUUACAAAAGGAAAAUGGUUCAGCCUUCACACACACUGCUGCCAGCUUGGCAGCAGGUGUAACGUGGACGGAGAUGACACUGCCUCCACACGACAGGGGUGGCCAAAUAGACAGGAUCCUAGUUAACUGACAGAGACCAGACAUUUUGAUUAUUUCCUAGGCUGACUACACAUGUAGCUGAGGGCAUGAGGCCAAGAAGUGCAUUGUUAAGAGGAAACUUUUUCCAAGGAAAGAUGAUCUGAGCACAAAGAUAUUGAAUUACUUGAAGAUCGACAAUAUACCAUCAAUUAGAGGAACAACCAAAGUGAAAACUCUUCACUGGUGCUGCUUGUAGUUAGGUGAUACACUCUCCUCAUGCAUGCUCGUGAUGUUUCGAAUUCGUUGUAGUAGUGACCUUAAACACAAGAUUGGUUCAUAAGAAUAAUGUAUCAUCCUCUGUUUGCCGGCGGUAACAAGUGUAGGACUGACAGCUAACAAAUACUUGUGUAAUUUAGUUAGUUCAGAGCAAUAAAAUCUUUGAAACAUA